Gastrolobium bilobum is the source of this 2538-nucleotide messenger RNA. RefSeq names its product protein WHAT'S THIS FACTOR 9, mitochondrial. The coding region runs from base 337 to 1587 and encodes 416 amino acids. The transcript is spliced from 2 exons. NCBI's taxonomy places the organism in Eukaryota, Viridiplantae, Streptophyta, Magnoliopsida, Fabales, Fabaceae. Gene Ontology annotation, molecular function: RNA binding. The record is from RefSeq and is a predicted model, not a curated record.
CGAAAUUUAUCCCAAUGUUUUGCCCUAAUUUCCUUAGCUCAUUCACCGUAGCCAUCUGCCACCGGGGUUUCCGCCGGAGCCGCCGUCAUUCAACUGCUCUCUCUUCACCAUAUCUGAUUAUUCUCUGCCGUCAAGUUUCUCCUUGACUUGUGAUUUCGGUUGUGGCUGUUGCAUCUUUGAUGAAUCAGCCUUACCACCACAGGUUAAACUCUGUCUGUUUCUCUAUCUCUUUUGUUGGAAUACUGAACUCUCUCAAGGAAUAAUUGUCAAUCAAAACCCAACAACCUUCACCAUUCAUUUUACUGGAAACUCCUGCCUUUUAAGUUUUUGCACUAAAUGUUCUUCAACUUUAACAAAUCUGCGGCCAAAACAAUCAAAAAGCUGCUCUGGCCUUGUGAAAAAUCAAUCUUGUUGAUCCCUAGUGUUCCUUUCUCACACAUUCAGAGGUACAGUUACGUUAAUGUGUACAUGAAAUGGAAAAAAGAUUCGUACUAUGACUCAAUUGAGCACAUCCACCAGUCCAUUCAGCUCAAACCUCUCAUUGCCCUCAAAAACUGCGUUGCCCGGGAUCCCAACGGGUGCAUCCCUAUCUCUGAUGUGUCAAAGAGGGGAUUACAGUUAGAUGUGCCCACGAAGGUUGCAAGAUUUAUGAGGCAAUAUCCAUCUAUUUUUGAGGAGUUUACAGGUCCUAAGUACAAUCUUCCUUGGUUCAGGUUGACGCCAGAAGCUGCUGAGAUUGACAGGGAGGAGAAGAGAGUAUAUGACGAAUGCAGGGAGGACUUACGGUCCAGGUUGAGGAAGAUGAUAUUGAUGACCAAAGAGAAUGUUCUUCCUUUAAAGAUUAUUCAAGGGAUGCAGUGGUAUUUGGGGUUGCCUGAUGAUUUUUUGCAGUACCCAGAACAGAAUCUUGAUGAAUCUUUCAGGUUUGUAGAGAUGGAAGAUGGAUUGAAGGGUUUGGCUCUUGAAAACAGAGAAAAGGUUUGUUCUGUAAUGGAGAAGAAUGCCAUGAAAAGAGGUUUGUACUGUGGGGGCCCGAUGGAGGCCAUUGAAUUUCCUUUUUUCCCAUCACAGGGUCUGAGGUUGAGGAGGAAGAUUGAGAAUUGGCUACAUGAAUUUCAGAAGCUUCCUUAUAUUUCACCUUAUGAUGAUUUCUUGAAUUUGGAUCCAAAUAGUGACAUAGUAGAGAAAAGAGUUGUGGGGUUUCUUCAUGAAUUGCUUUCCCUUUUUGUUGAGCAUUCAGCAGAGAGGAAGAAGCUCUUUUGCCUCAAGAAGUAUUUUGGGUUGCCACAGAAAGUGCACAAAGCUUUUGAGCGGCAUCCCCAUAUGUUUUAUCUAUCUUUCAAGAAUAAGACUUGUACAGUCAUUCUCAAGGAAGCUUACAACAAUAAAUCAGCCAUUGAGAAGCAUCCUCUAUUGAUAGUGAGGAAGAAGUACAUCAAGUUGAUGAAGGAAUCAGUAGUGAUUUUAAGGAAUAGGAGGCUAAAUAAUCGGUUUUCUAAUUGUAGUGCAGAACUGGAUUUAGAUUCAGAUGAUGUGGAUGAAAGGGAACCAGAGAUGGUAGGUUGUUCUUUGGAGCAGGUUACAUGAAAAGUUAUAAAACAAGACUUUAAGUUGCUUCAUCAGAAGGAACACACGAGGUUUCUACCAACAGAGAAAUGAACACAAGUAGCUGAGGAAUAAGCAUAUGUUGAAAAGGCAUAUCAGCUUCUUCAUGUGACAGGUUAGCACAUCUGGUUGUAUCCUAUCCUUGAGGUAUUUUUCAAUUUCAUGUCUAUAUAUAUAAAGAAUGUUGUCACUGUUGUGAUUAGUUUUAGAAUAAAGCUUGAUUAACUGUAUUGAAUUCUUUAGCCUUACACAUUUUUUGUUGUUUUAAAUUUCUUAGGUAUCUAUUUUGGCUACGCGUGCUCUACUUUAUGGAUGUACUUGUUAGCAUACCAUAACAUUGUAUUCAAGCUUUUCCUGACUUUGUUUUAUAUGCUUUGCUGUCAUGUUUUUGACGUGUAAAUUUCCCUUGAAUCUCUGCAAUUUUGGUGUGCCUUAUAGUGUUGAAAUUACAGGGAUUUAGGUAUACAUGGGGAAAUAGUGAGAUAUUCUAACAAGUGGAAAUGGACAUUAUAAGCAGGUGUUUAGAAAAAAUUGGCUUUUAUCUGUGGGACUUGGACAGUUAUGCACAUCUUAUGUAAAAACAAGUCUGGUAAGUUUAUGCUCUUUCGUGGGGUUCUGGAACCAUUCACAUAGCAGAUUUGGAUAUGUGGAGAGAUCCUUUGGAUCUCAGCCUGUACGGUUUUGAAAUACAAGAAGCAAGAGAGAUCAUCACAAGUGAUUGGGAUCGAGAAGUUUUGACUGAUGAUUAAAUAGAGCAUGCUGUUGUCCAUGCUCAUUGUGCUUUCAUGAUCCGGAACAACCUCUGGGUUUCGAGGUAUUCGUACAAUACAGUAUAUGUUCAUUUCUUUCAUGUUACGAUUAUAUGACAAUAGUAAUACAUUGUUACUCUGGCAAUAUAGUGAUUUGUUUGAUCCUUCUUGCUUCGUUAGGUGA